Messenger RNA from Sitodiplosis mosellana (orange wheat blossom midge), 2726 nucleotides. It is a transcript of the gene wmd, whose product is annotated as serine-threonine kinase receptor-associated protein. Bases 1121 to 2104 code for a protein of 327 amino acids. The transcript is spliced from 4 exons. Lineage: Eukaryota; Metazoa; Arthropoda; Insecta; Diptera; Cecidomyiidae. Gene Ontology annotation, cellular component: SMN complex. Gene Ontology annotation, biological process: spliceosomal snRNP assembly. The record is from RefSeq and is a predicted model, not a curated record. Gene Ontology annotation, molecular function: protein binding; RNA binding.
AACAGGCUUGAGUAUCAUGCGGUAUCUGUUCGAUGUCAAAUCAAACACAACAAAUGAUUUCACUGUCAGUUUAGCUUUAGUUUCUGAACCAUUCAUUUCGUACACUUUACACAAGAACACAUAUACACGAAUCCUCUCUCUCUCAAAUUAUCUUCUUUUUUUCUUCUCGGUUUUUAUUUCGCACUGAAAUCAAAAUCAACUAAUUCAAUUCAUAAUAACUUUAUUUAAACAAUUUCGUUCAGUAAAAUUCCUCAGUAAAAUUGGACCAUAAACCGUAAAACUCAUACAUACAACAACGUUUGAAUUUAAUUGUGCAAAAUAAUAAUUCAACAAUUUUGUUUUAUUUUCAAUGGUUUCUAAACUCGUUCGGUUGUGUUACUUGUGCUAAUUAAUUAACAAUAAAACAGAAAAAAAAAAUUCUCAAAUAAAAUUUGAAACGAAUAAAAGAGAACGAUCCGUUUGAUCCGCCACUCUUUACAUCAAAUAAAAACAUAUAAUUAAAUUAGAGUCAACAUCGAAAAUUGAGCGACAAAAAAAGAGUGUGAACAAUUGAAGAACAAUUCUACAUCAAUUGAAAUAACAACGUAUUCAAUCAUUUAGUUUGACGUAGUUAACAGUCAAAAAUAAUAAAUCGAUUGAAAAGUCCGGGUAAAAUUGGUUUUUCUUGGUGUGUAUGUGAGCGUGUGUGUUUGUGGUUAAAAACGCAAAAUUUGAUUAUAAUUGUCAAAUUGACACCUUUGCGGAUUUUCACCUAAAAAUUGUCAACAACACAUCGAUUCCGUUACGUAUUUUCCCGUAAGCAUUCGCUCAAAUACGGCAAAAAAGAAACACUUCAGAACACCAUUGGCGAAAUAGAGGGAGAGAGAGAGAGAGUGCGCUGUCGCUAGUAAACAAGCAGAUAUUCGUAAUACAAUUAAGCAGAAAGUACAAAGCAACAAAAGAGAAAAAUAAUUUUCACUGAGAAAGAGAGAGAGAGAGAGAGAGAGAGAGAGAGAGAGAGAGAGAGAGAGAGAGCAGAGAUAGAAGGAAAAACCGUCGACAGAUCGAACAAAACUACCAAUCAUACCUAUUUGAAAGAAGAAGAAAAAACCGAAAGAAAAGAAGUCAAUAGAAAACAACAAUGUCUAAUCUACGGCAAAUUCCGCUGACUUGCAGUGGUCACACACGGCCUGUUGUGCAUUUGGAUUUCAAUCGUGAUAUUACCGAAUGUGGAUACUUCUUGAUAUCAGCAUGCAAAGAUGGUAAUCCGAUGCUGCGGCAAGGUGACACUGGCGACUGGGUCGGAACAUUUGAAGGUCACAAAGGUGCUGUGUGGGGUGUCGCCCUCAACAAAAAUGCAACAUUGGCUGCAUCGGGUGCUGCUGAUUUUUCUGGCAAGGUGUGGAAUGCAAGCAACGGCGAAGAGUUACACAGUUUCAAACACAAGCACAUCGUGAAAACGGUGAGCUUUGACGAGAAUAGCAAUCAUUUGAUAACCGGAAGCAAUGAAAAAUUGAUUCGUGUGUACGAUUUGAGUCAACCGAAUGCCGAACCGCAAAUCUUUUCUGGUCAUGGUGGCCCACUGAAACGGGCCCUAUUCUGUCGAAAUGACAAAUACAUAAUUAGCGGUGCUGAAGAUAAAACGCUUCGCUUAUGGGAUCGUUCAAUAGGCCAAGAGGUACAGCGUAUCGAAUUCAAUGCACAUCCGAAUAGCAUUGAACUGUCGGCCGACUAUAACAUUUUGACAGUGACACAUGGCACGAGUGUCAGUUUCUGGGAGACUGAGACAUUGAAAAAACUCAAAGAGAUUACCGUACCCACAUCGGUGAACACGGCUAGCCUACAUCCCGAUAAGCAUAUUUUCGUUUGUGCUGGCGAAGAUUUUAAAAUGUACAAAUACGACUACAUUACCGGCAACGAAAUCGAAUCGUUCAAGGGUCAUUUCGGGCCGGUGCAUGCGGUGAGCUUUAGUCCAGAUGGUGAACUGUAUGCUAGUGGUUCAGAAGAUGGUACGUUGCGUUUGUGGCAAACUACGGUCGGUAAAACAUAUGGUUUGUGGAAAUGCACCGAACCCGGUGAAGCGAAUAACUCGAUCAAUUCACAGCGUGAAGUUCCUGCCAACUAAUUUGCGAGUGCGGGCGUGUGUGUUUUUAGCAACAACCGAUCUGAAAGACUUGAACAGGAAUACAAAACAUGAAACAAAAUAAACGAAUUCAAAGAAAAAAACACUCUUCGAACCGCAAUCGCGAAGGAAACCCGCCAAAACUGAAUUGAUCUUCUCUUUCAUACUACUUUUUUUAACUCCUGAUUUUUUCUACCUACAAUUUGGAACGAUGUGCAAAUAAAAUUUAUUCAUUGGUUCAAUAUGUAUUUAUACUAUAACUCUCUCUACGAAUUCGAGAAGCAAAACACAAUUUUUUCAUGUAUUUCUCCUUCAUUUGUCUUGUAAAAUGUUUCUCCAAUUCUUAAAACAAAACAAACAAAACAAAACAAAAACGUGGACAUUUUCCUUCAAAAAGAGCAUACUAUACAACAAAAACAACAACAGAAGUAAUAAGUAAUGAACACAUAUGAGUGAUGCUAUGAUCUUGACUUGCAUUAAAAUCACCAGACCGAUAGAGAAAGACGAAGAUACAGAAGUAACAUAGCUUUUAAUUGAAUUUUUUAUUGUAUUAUUUUUACUACUUCAGGCAUUUAUACAAUAAAAUAUUUCCGUUUUCUUUUGUACUGUACAAAGAAAAUUCAAA